Messenger RNA from Toxotes jaculatrix (banded archerfish), 754 nucleotides. RefSeq names its product zona pellucida sperm-binding protein 3-like. Gene Ontology annotation, cellular component: extracellular matrix. The record is from RefSeq and is a predicted model, not a curated record. Bases 35 to 658 code for a protein of 207 amino acids. Lineage: Eukaryota; Metazoa; Chordata; Actinopteri; Toxotidae. Gene Ontology annotation, biological process: binding of sperm to zona pellucida; positive regulation of acrosome reaction; egg coat formation. The transcript is spliced from 2 exons. Gene Ontology annotation, molecular function: acrosin binding.
GAAAGCCGGCAUAGAAAAGUGUCUGCUUGCAACAAUGAGGUCCAGGCAGCUCAUCGUGUUUGGCUAUGUGCUUGCAUGCGUGAGGCUUAGUGAUGCUCGAUUCCACAGUAGGAAAGUGCCAAUCUACUGGGGGGUUGAGGCGCAGAAGCCCACAGAGGUGGAAGUGGUGCCAGCAGCAGAACUUGAGAGAAAGCACUCCAGAGCGUCUGUUCAACAAGCUGGCGGGCUACAGCUAAAGCAGAUCCCACCAACGGCUAAACCACUCUCCUGGAGGUUUCCAGAAGAUCCAGUGGAUCCGGUGAACGAGCCUCCUGCAAAGUUUGAACUGCGGCAGCCGGUGACGACCAACCGCGUUGCUGUGAGGUGUGGGGAAAGUCGGCUCCAGGUGGAAGUGAGUCAAGACCUGCUGGGCCUCGGCAAGCUGAUAAAACCAGAGCAAAUCACACUCGGUGGUUGUUCAGCCACUGACAUUGAUGACUUCUCUCAUGUGCUCGUCUUUGAAUCUGAGCUGCAUGGCUGCGGCAGCACGCUUGUGAUGACAGAGAAUGCCUUGAUUUAUGCCUUUACACUGGUCUACAACCCUGAAGUGUUUAGCAGACCUCGUAUUAUAAGGAGCCAGAGUGCUGUCAUUGGAGUGGAGUGCCACUACCCGAGGUGAACUGAAAACUGGAUCAGCCUGCAAAGAACCUGCUUUAAUUUACACAGAGACACUGAAGUAAUCAGAUUUGCAUUCACUGGCAAUAAAAUUUUAAUA